AUGACUGAAUUACCCCCGAUUCUGAAUUUGAGAUAACAGACUUGGCUUGGUGCUGACAAUCUUAUGGCUCAAAAUUAUAAUUUUACUCAACUACCUUAAAAUGGAGAGAAUUUAAAACAUUAAAAGCGAAACUUCAACCUGAAAGUUGGUGAUAUCAUCUAUUUUAAAUCCUAUUUAAGUGAUGAUUUUAAGGGAGUAAUAUCUGGUGAUGGAAUUGCAAGCAAUAAAUUAGAAUGUGUACAGAUAUUAGGUAAGAAUAAAGUCUUAGACACCUAAUCAUAAAAAAGCGUAUAGUACAAAGUAGGCAGCUUGUCAUUCUAAAAAUGUUUAUUUUAAAUUGUUACAGGAAAAAAAUACUUAUAUUAAAAUUAAUAUAAGUAAGAAAGAGAGAAACCAAUAGAUUAAUUAAGGGAUAUCGCUGAAAUUGAGACAUACUCUAGAGAGUUGGGCAAAUUGACUUCUGAUUAUGAUUAAAGAUUAGAAGAAUAUAGGAAGAAAUGUGAAGAAGAAAUGAAUGAAAACGAAAGAUUAUACAAUCGUUUAUAUGGAUCUAAUUUUGUUUAUGGUUAAGAAAUAUAGUUAUUACAUAUUUAUUCUGGAUGCACACUUUCUCUAAAUAGUGACAUUUUAGCAAAGGAAAAUUGCUGUAGAGAACUAUCCCUAGAAGAAAAACCAAGUUAAACUUCAAACUUUAGAAUUCUAUCUCUAAACUCUGUUAAAAAUCCAGGAGAACCUAUUUUGUAUGGAGAUUAAAUUAUUGUUCAAAAUUCUAAUUAGUCACAGUGGAAGGUAGGUAUACAAUAGCCAUCCGUCAAGUUUUAAAAGAAAGAUGGGCUAGAAGUAAAUGCAUCAGAAUAAGCUUAUCCAUUGAAAAUUUCAAGCUACAUUGAUAAUAAAACAGAAGAAGAAAUUAAUAAAUUACAGAUUAAAGGAAAGUACUUAUAGAAUGGUGACGUUGUAACUAUAAAAAACAGAUACUUGGGAGGGUACUUAUGUAUUAAGAGAAAAAAAAGAAUUACUGAUGAAUUGGAAUAGAAAAAAUUAAUUAUUAAAGAUUAUGAAACGAAUAUCAAUUAUUCAAUUAAUUAGUUUUAUUUUGAUGUAGAUAAAAUAAGAAAUGAAAAAAUUAAUUAAAUGUAUUAAUUAUAUGUUGAUACUACACCUAAAGCUGAUGAAAACUUAAAUUCUCUCUGGUAAUUUUAGCAUGUAGAUAGUUUAAUAUAUUCAAGGUCUACUUAUGAAAAUGUAUUUUUGAUAAGGCAUGUUUGCACUGGAUUAUUUUUGUAAAUAACUAAUAAUGGAGUCGGAUUAACCUAUGAUGGAUUAAAGUUGGAAUGCUAGUUUAAUCUGAAAUCUAAAAAAACAUAAAUUGAUCCAAUUUCUUAUAGUGAGGCCUGUAAAAUUUAAUCGACCCUAAACCAUUCAGUUGAUGGUUUAGUCGCAUUAGAAGGAGUAGUUAUGGUUUGCUUGGAUGAAAAUAAAGUUGCGGUCUAAAGAAAAAGCUAAAAGUAAAACAUUGAAAGAGCAACUUUUCUAUUAAGAUCAACAUCAUAGGAUCUUUAAAAAAUAUCAUUUAGAAUUAAUUCUCUUCAAGAAUACUUAAUUUAAUUUUAUAUCUUUUUAUAAGAUUGGGGGGUAAUUAAAUAGAUUGAAUAAAAUUAAGAAGAAAAACGAAUCUACGAAUAUUAUGAAGCUUUCAAUAACUAAAAGUUAUUAUUUGAUGAGAUAUUACAACUAUUUCAAACUUUGGACAAUCUUACAAUGUAUUUAACCAAUGAAGGCAAGCCUUAGUCAAUUGAAUAAUAAUCGACUAAAUAAAAGACGUUAAUGGAUAAUGAUAUUAUCAAUUUGCUAUUUGCAAUUUAAAGAUUAUGUAAUUGUAUGAUCUAUGGAAAUGAUAAACAAAAUAUUCAACCAUUAUAAGAAAAAAGUCCUUAAAAAAUUGCCAAAAUGAAAUUAGAUCCAAUGGUUACUUAAUCUCAAAAAAUGAAUUGCAUAAAAGAAAUUUACUCUGUUUUGAAUCUUUGUGUUUAAAGUAAUCCAGAAACAAGCUAUUAUGUAUUAAGCCUGGAGAUGAAUAAAGAGAGUAUUUUAGAUUUCUUGCUCUAAUAAUUGAAACAUUAAAGAGAGUAAGUUUCCAAUCUAAUCAAAGAAAGCGUACGCUAUACAGAUAUAAGCGAUACUAAAAGUAGUUUAAAGAAAUGGGUUAAUGAACUUUAGCCAAUAACCGAAGAUAACAUUGAGGAUUAAGCCCUAUAUAUUGAAAUCUUAAGUUUAAUGAUGAUCGAUCCUUACGAAAAUCCAAAUUCUAUGUGUUAAGAUACUUGUCGAAGAUUAUUAUUCGGAACAAAAUUUAAAUCUAGUUAGUCUCUUCCUUUUUAAAAAGCUUUAGUUGCAUUAGAUAUUUAUGAAGAAAACUAAAAUUAUUAUCCGGUUGUUCAAUUUUCUCCAAAAAGAGAUAAAGAAACACUAUUAUUUUUAUCACAUCAGUUUGGAUCAAAUAAUCCAACAUUUUGUCAAUUAUAUUUAAGGUUUGUUGAAAAAUAAAUUAAAUCAACAUAAAGAUUUCAGAAAACAAGACCUCCUUUGGUAGAUGUCACAAUUGAUUUCUUUACUACUGAAACGCUAAAGGAAAACCAAUUGGUGAGACAAGAAGAUUAUAAAGUAGUACUGCCAAUAUUUGUAAAAUAUGAAAACUAUUUAAUGAAUGUUAUGGAUUUAUACUCAUCAUUGUGUAAGGGGAGAAAUUAAAAAAGCAUUAAAUGUUUGAUGAAAAAUUGCUUUUUAAAUGAAAAUUUCUUAGAAAUAUGUUUGAAAAGACAAUAAAAAAUAAAAACGGAACUGAGAUUUGAGAGAACUUUAAUUGAAUUAUUUUGUAAUUUAUAUUUAGAUAUUGAUCCUUUAAUAAAAAUUUCAUCAUUUGAUAAUAAAUGCUAUUUGAAUGAUGAUUUAGAUCAGUUUGACAUUUAGAAUCAAUCAGGAAUUUAUUUCUACGAAAAAAAUGCUUCAAAAUAAUUGAAAAGAAACGAAGAAUAUAAGAAAUUUAUAAAUUCAAAAGAGGCAAAAGCAGAACAUCAAUAUUUGAAAUAGUUUGCCUCGAAAAUGCUUACUAGAAAGUAAAUAAGUGAUGUAAGGAUUUAUUAUUUAGAACUAUUCACUUAAAUAGAUUAUCCUGACCAUUUCAAAGUUCUAGAAUUUAAUAACAAUAUAAUUUAACCUUUUAAUUCUACAAUGAAAUAAAUUAACAUUAACUAUUAAAGAUUAGCCAAUUAUUAAUUAGAAUAUUUUUUGGGAAUUUUAUAGAUUGUAAAAAAUAGUAUUGAUUUCGGAUAUAAUUAAUUGGAUGAAAAUUAAAGAAUAUUUGCAAUAUUACCAAAUAUUUUUGUAGCAUUAAUUUUACAAUAAAGACCAGAUGAAAAGAUCUAUAAAUUUAACGAUGAUGAAAAUUUUGAAUGCAAUUUAUUUAAAUUAAAUUAAUCUAUUGAAAGCAAUGUGUGGGUCACAACUUACUUACCAACUCUUCAAUAGUUAUAAGAAUAAAAAUUAUCUAAGCAUAAAAAUUAAAAUAAAAGCUAAUAAUAAUCAGAUUAAACAAUUAAAUAAGAUAUUUAAUUUUAAAGAAAUUGGAUCCUUUAAUUUUUGAUUUGGACAUAUCAAUAUUGCAAUGAUGACUUAUUAAAAAUGAAAAUUUAUUUAGAAGGUCUUCAAAUUUUAAAGAUAUUUAGUAAUUUAAAAUUAAAUCUUUAAAUAUUAGAGUUCUUAUUUAGUAAAUAAUAAUAAAAUGAAUCAAAUUAAAGUAAUUCAAACUCUAAAAUUCUUGAUGAAUUUGACUUGAAUGAAAUUCCAAAGUAUGAUUAAGGCUAUUGGAUACAAAAACAAAAACCUCCAUUACAGAAAGCCAUUUUCAAUGUUUUUAAGGAACCAGAUGGUAAUAAGUUUAGUGCUUUAUUGUUUUCUUGUUUACUUUCCUCAGAAAAAAGAAAUAAAUUAAAUGAAGAAUUGCUUUAAAGUUUGAUACAUAACUUUAAUGCUCCCAAAAAUUCAACAUAUGAAAUCAAAGAAGUAGAAAUUAUUGAUAAUUUGAUGGAACUAAAGUAUUUUUCAAUAAUUAAUGGAAAUUCAAGUGCAUUUUAGAUUAUUAGUCCUAAAGAAGCAUAAAUUUUAACAAAAAGAGCUAUAAAAUACAUUCAAAGCACUAAAAGGGAAAAAAAUGCUUAAUAGCGUAUUACACCAUUUGAAUAACUAAAGAUCUAUCAAUCAAAAAUAAUUGAAUAAUUUGAGUAGUUCUUUAAAUCAAAUUCUUAAGAAGCAAAUGCAGGAGUUCAUUUGGUAUUUCUAUAAUUUUUAAUAAAACCCUAAACUGUGUGUAGUUCUCCUGAUAUAGUUUAAUUUUAUAAAAGUUUAAUUGUAUUUUUUGAAUACUUCAUUAAGAAUAAUGAAACCAAUAUUGAAAUUUUAGCUUAAAACAGUUAUUUGUAUAAACUACUUGAUUUAAUUUAAAUUGAUCAAUUAGGAGCUGAGGAUUUGUUUUACAUUCCAAUUAAAGUUACUAAACUAAUAGUUUAAUUAGUAUCCACAAUUCCAAAAAUCGAACAUGAUAACUUCAUUCUGAAUGUUUUUGAUAGAAUAUAAAAAUUAGGAGAUGAAUUAUUGAAGAGUUAAGAGUUUUUUGCGAAAGCCAUCAGUUUUAAAGAUGAUUAAUAAGAAAUGAAGAUCACUCCAAGAAAAUAACAUGAGGAUGCUGUGGCUUAUUUUAGUUUAAUCCAAUAUUUAAGAAUCUUAAGAUGUUUUACUAAAACUUUUGAAACUCCGGCUUAGCAAUCCCCUCUCAAUAAACAUUUGAUUUUAAGUUCCAUUUUAAAAACUUAAUUUUUGACAAUAGUAUUGUAACCAGUAAAUUACUAUAGUAAGAUAUUAAUUCCUGAUAAAAUAAUUGAAAAUUAGAAUGGAAAUGAUAAUUUAUAUUACCAUAGAAUAAAGUUGCAUGCUUAAUUGAUAAUUCUAAUUACAGAGUGUUGUUCAUAUAAUAGAUUAGGAAUCUAAGAAAUGUAAAGAAUUAUAUUAUACGAAUAAUUGAAAUCGAUUCUUUUAAAUUCAGAUGCUGAAUACAUUGUUAAGAGAGCUUACUUAUAGUGCUUAUUUGAAUUAUAUAUAAAUAAAGCAAAAGAAGGAGAGUUUAGUAAUGAUACCAUCGAAAUUGAAGAAGUAAGAGACAUUUUAUCAAGAAUAAUUAUACCUGAAUUAGAUUAGAAAUAAAUAUGCAAACUAUUAGAAGGAAUCGCUAAAUUAAUAAACUUUGAUAAGAAUAAGAAGGUUACUCAAAGGGAUUUGAGAGAAUAGAUGGUAAGGUAAAAGAUGAAUUAUUUUGAAAAGAAAUUAUCUUUAGAUUCAGCACCUGAUAAAGUAUUAGGAAUUGUUAGAGAUUGUAGUGAGUUUUGGACAUAUUUGAGGAAAAAUGGAAUUAUUCACUUUUUAGUCUUCACUUACGAUGAAAUGAAGGAUAGAAUUGAUAUAGAAAACCUUGAAAUUUCUAAUUUAUCGGAUGAAUUUGCAAUUAUCAAAUAAAGUGUUUAGAAAAUCAAAGAAAUAUUUAAUGUUCUUGAAAGGGAUUUUCGAUUAAAAAAAGAAGACUUGGACUUAGAUGAUUAUAGAGAACUAAUUAUUUCAAUUGAAGAAAUUAUACCUCAAAGGAAAAUUACUAAAUUUGGAAAGAAUUUCAGAAUUGGAUUUAUACAAGAAAACAAUUCAGAUAAAUUAUUAUUUAAUAAAUAUGAUACUUUAAAAGAAGAUCAAACUGGAGAUAAAAAGCUUCAAGAAUAAGAGAAUGUGGAGAGGAUUGAAAACCAAUUUAAGAGAAAUUUUAAAAUAUAUAUGAUGAGAUACAAUGUCAAUAUUGUACAAUUUCUUCAAUUUAUUGAAAAAGAUUCUUUAGAAUUAACUGAUUAUGAAAAAUCCAGAAAGAUUCUCAAGACUUGCAACAUUUAUAAAUAGUAUAUUUAAUUAAAGGAUAUUGAAAGUAUAUAUUAAAAUGAUGUUGCUAGAAUCAAAAAUUAAGAAUCUGUGAAUAAUAGAAACAAGGUAUUUGUGAAUUGGGAUUUGUUUAAAUAAGCAAUGAGAGAAUAUUUUGAAAGAAAAUCUAAUACAAAUCAUACUCCUUCUUAUUAAAUUUAAGUAUAUUAACGUUAAUAAGAAAGUUUAGACAGCUUGAAAAAAGAUUUUUAACUAUCUACUAAUAGACUAAUUGCAAAAUAUUAUAAAAAAUUAGGAGGUUAGCUUGAAUUAAGCGGAAAUUUAAUCUCUGAAGAUGUGUAAAUAGAAUUAUUGAUAAAAACUUUAGAGAAGUAAUAAACUAAUGUAUUUAACAUAGAUCAUCUAAAAGACUUUUUGAAAAAAUGUUAAGAAAUAUUUUUAAAUAAAGAAAUUUAUCUAAUCAAGUUAUGCAGAAUAUUUUUAUAGCUUAAAAGACCUACUCAAGAUGAAAUAGAUUCUUUGGUUGAAGCAAAAGAUGAACAAUCUAAAUAAGCUGUGAGAGAAAAAAAAGAUAUAUAUAUAAAAUUUUAAAGGGCUAUGGCUGAUGGUUAACUUGAUAUAUUGGCAUUAGAUAUGCUGAAUUAAACAGAUGAUGAUCAAUAUAAAAUUGAAGCAUUAUCUUUUCUUAUUCAUUUAUUAGAUUUUGGAAAUGAAUAUAUAUAAAGGAAAUUUUACAAAUUGUUACAGGGAGAAAAUGUGAAAUAAAAGUUUUUAAUAUUUUUAAGAAGAUUCUUUUUGACUGAUUUAGAUGUAAAAAUUAAAGAGUUAGAAUUAAUUGAAAAUGAUACUACUGAAUAUAAACUACUCUGUCUCAAAGUCCUAUAAUUACUCUAAGCUAUGUGUGAAAAUGUAAACAUUGAAUUUCAGAAAUUUCUAGUAUUUUAAUAUGAUGAUGAUUCUUAUUAAGCAAAUAUCAAUAUUGUAAAUGAAGUUGCUAGUUUAUUAGCUGAUCUUUUAGAAAAAGGAUAUAAAGUAUUUUAUAAGUUAUAAGAUAUCUACAGAUAAGCUUUAGAGAGUUUAGUUGAAUUUUCUACAGGUUAUGUGGAAAAUAAAAAAGAAUUAUGUAAAAACACAAGAUUAUUUACUUUACUAAAUUCAAUUUUGCAAAAAUAAGACCUAACAAGCUUCAGUUAGCUUUAUGAAGAAAACAAAAUGAUUUUAAAGGAAAGACAACUAAUGAAUUAAUCAUUGGAGGAAGAAGUAGUGAUAGAUACAAAUCGGAUUGGUUCAGAAGAAGGAAAAAAGAAAUAUGGAUUAUAUUAGACAUUGUAAUCAUUUAUUAAACUACUCCUUUUAUUGACCUAAGGAAGAGCGGAUAUUUAAUCAUUAGAAUUUAUUUUAAAAACUGUUGAUAUUAGUAUUUUGAUAAGAAUAUGCAAAUCUAUAUAUGAAGAAAGAAUCAAAUCAAAAUAAAAGAACAUAAUUUUAGAUAACAUUUGUGAUGAAUCAGAAACAGGAAUUCAUAGAUAUUGUACUAAUAGUUUAUGCCAUUUUGGAUUAAGAACAGAUGAAGAUAAUCUUUUAAUAUAAACUGGGUUUAAUAUAUUUACCAUAUGUCUGAAAUUAUCAGAACAUUUUCCACAGGAUAAAUAAUUGGACUUGUUCAAAUUUGAUGAAGAGUAAGAAGAAUAAGAAGACCUGUUGGAUUUAGAUGAUAUCCAAGAAGAGGAACAAUAAAGAAAAAACAUUCUGCCUAUUUCAAAAAUAUUACCUUUAAACUAAGGAAGCUAAUGUGGUUAUAAUUAAGAAGAUGUUGAUGGAUUGUUGCAUAAAGAUGAAAUGAAAUUUAAUGAUUUAAGCUUUAAAAAUAUCAUGAUGGAUGUAAGGAAGGACAAAAAUUAUUAAUUUGAUAGAACUCAAAGGUUUUUUAAAUUUUAUAGAUAAUUUACUGGAAGAAUAGAGAUACAAAAUGAAUUCAAUUAAUUAGAAAAAGUAUACUUUUAAAAACCUUUUGUUUGCAAUUUUAUAACUCCAAAUAUUAAACAACAUUUGAUCUAUGAAAUCAACAGAGAAACAGAUGAAGAUAGAAUGUUAGGAUUGAUUGAGUUUUCUGAAUUCUAUUAGGUUCAAAUGAGGCAUUCUUAAUACAUUAAUAAUAAAAAAGUUAUGCAUUUCGGUGCUGUGUAUUGGAGAUUGUUAAAGGAUAUAUCUUUCCUUUUAUGUCUAAUAUUUGUAAUUCUACUUAUAUUUAUGCAUGAUACUGUAAUAAAUAGUAAAAUAGGAUCUAAUACUGAAGCCCCUGAAGAUACUGAUGUGACAACUGGAGAAAGCUUCGUUAGUUAUUUAAAUAAUAUAAUUACUAUCGUUUAAUUGGUUUUAAAUCUAAUUAUUGUGUUCUUUUGUGCCAUUGAAAGAUAUCCUAUUUCUAUUACAUAUAAUAGAGGCCAGACAAAUGCAAAAAGAGUUUAAAUCUUAAAAAAGGAAGCAGGAUUUUAGAUUUCAUGGUUGACGAUGAAAUAUUAUAGUUUAAUAGGAUACUUUGAAUCUGCAUUUUAAGAAGAUAAAGUGAAUCACAAUCCAAUAAAGCAGUUAAUUUUGGUGAUAUUUUUUGACUUUGAUAAUUUUUACAAUAUUUGCAUUUUUGGCCUUACUGUAUAUGCUUUCUUUAACCCUUACAUCUAUGCUGUACUCUUAUUAGAUAUCAUCAAACGAUCUGAAGAUCUUUAAAAUAUCAUUAGAUCAAUAACAUCCAAUGGUCGAAAUUUAGCUAUAUUUUCAUUCUUAGGAUUAAUUGGUUUAUUAGUUUAUGCUAUAAUUGCAUUCUCUAAUUUUGACUCAAUGUUUGAUGAUGAAAGUGGAGUUUAUGGCUAGACAUUUAUUCUUGCUGUUACUUCAACAAUCAAUUUUGGAUUGAGAAAUGGUGGUGGCUUAGGUGAAUCUUUGACUAAAUAUCCUGAUGCUUAUGAUGAUCCCACAAUAUAUUGGGGCAGAUACUUCUUCGAUUUUACUUUCUUUAUCAUUUUCAAUAUUCUUUUUAUCUAAAUCAUAUUCGGCAUCAUAUUGGAUACCUUUGGCGAAUUAAGAGAUGAAAGACAAGCUUUGGUUAAGGAAAUCGAAGGAAAGUGCUUUAUUUGUAGCUAAGAGAAAAAUGAUAUUGAUACAAAAGGUACAAAAGGUUGGCAUUAUCAUAUUUACUUAGAACAUAAUGUGUAUCAUAUGUUAUAUUACAUCAUUUAUAUUAAAAAUAAAGAUGCGAAUGAUUGUAAUUCUUUGGAGAAAUAUGUAAAUAAAUGUAUACAAGAAAAAGAGACUAAAUUUUUCCCAUUUGGUCGAGCACUUUAAAUAGAAGAAUAAGGAGGAGAGGAAGAUUACAUGGAUUAAUAAUGA
This is a messenger RNA of Paramecium tetraurelia, 9357 nucleotides long. RefSeq lists its product as uncharacterized. Gene Ontology annotation, molecular function: monoatomic ion channel activity. The record is from RefSeq and is a predicted model, not a curated record. Gene Ontology annotation, biological process: transmembrane transport; calcium ion transport. The transcript has 6 exons. Gene Ontology annotation, cellular component: membrane. NCBI's taxonomy places the organism in Eukaryota, Ciliophora, Oligohymenophorea, Peniculida, Parameciidae.